Durio zibethinus is the source of this 2036-nucleotide messenger RNA. RefSeq lists its product as uncharacterized. The record is from RefSeq and is a predicted model, not a curated record. NCBI's taxonomy places the organism in Eukaryota, Viridiplantae, Streptophyta, Magnoliopsida, Malvales, Malvaceae. Gene Ontology annotation, molecular function: cadherin binding. Gene Ontology annotation, cellular component: nucleoplasm; mitochondrion.
CGUUCGCCCUCCUAUCGGCGUAGACAUUCGCCGUCUGCUGUAGGGCAUAGGUAUGGAAGGAGGAGCCGAAGGGACAGAAGCCGGUCGCCAUAUUCAUCUUAUUCUUAUAGCAGGUGAUCCCGUUUAUAUUCAUGCUAUUCAUGUUAAUAUUGUUAACAUACAAGAAACUGUAAGGAAUAUUGUAAGAAAGAUUGGGAACUCUGGAAUUUGUCUUGUGGAUUGGAAAUACAAAUUCUUGAAGUUUAAUUGUACGCAGUUUAUAGUUAUUUGUAAAUCGUUUGGUGCUCCAUCGACUUUAUUGGAAAGACUACGUAGUUUUCUUGCUGUUUACAAUUAUGAUUCCUGUUUUAGAAUCGGAUCCUAGCCAAGAAUCUGGUGAGGAGUGGCAAUUAGAUUAGUCGAUUGUGCCAAAUUGGAGGUGCUGCUGCAGUUGAAGAUGUGGUGGUGGCAUUUUGUAAACCGGUUCUUUCAGUUUCACUUUUACAUUGCAGUUGAAUCUUUUGGUUGUCUGCAUUUUGGUGCGUGUGAUACUUUUCCAUUCAGAUGGCAUCACUGCCUGACUUCCUUGAGCACCUUCAGGAUUAUAGAUUUAUGUUUAUUGACCACCGUUCUGGCUAUGAAGUGUUGUCGAAUAUUCCAAUAAAGUUUUGUGGUGCUUUACUCUGUCAUCUUCUGUGAAAUUAUCAACUAUUCAGUAGGCAACUGACAUAUGAGGAACUUUCCUUUGCUUGGAAAUAUGCUAAAUACAAAUACAUUUGGAGCAAAAUAUAGAGAGUUCUAUGAGACUGAUAGGAAGCAUGCUCUUUCUUAGAACAUUAAAUAUGGUUUCUUCCCAUCGCCUGAGAUGGGUAGUGAGCAGGUGAUGAGUGCCAAUGGGUUCCUUUUGUUGCUCGAUUGUGCAUUAUCUUCUUCAUGUCAUAAAAGAUGGAGCUCAAUGCUUAUCUUAACAAUGUAUGAGAAGAAAGAGUUGUUCUAUUAGUCCACUACGCCGCAAAAGUCGUUCUCCAACUACAAGACGUCAUAAAAGUCGUUCUCCGACUCUAAAGCGUUAUAAGAGGCAAAGAAGUAGGAGUUCUUCAUUGUCUCCUACUCAUAAAUCAUCUAGCUCAAGUCUUGGGUCAAUAGAGCGCAAAAAUGCUAGUGAGAAAUUGAAAAAAGAAGAGGAAGAGAGGAAAAGGCGUCAACAAGAAGCAGAAUUGAAACUGAUAGAAGAAGAGACUGCUAAGAGAGUGGAAGAAGCAAUACAGAAAAGAGUUGAAGAGAUCUUGAACUCUGAGGUAAUCAAGCAGGAAAUUCUGAAGCGAUUAGAGGAGGGACGGAGAAGACUUAAUGAUGAAGUUGCAGCUCAACUUGAAAAAGAAAAGGAAGCUGCUCUUCUUGAGGCUAGGCAAAAAGAGGAGAAAGCACGAAAAGAGAAAGAAGAGCUGGAAAUGAUGCUUGAAGAGAACCGGAAGAGGGUGGAAGAAGCUCAGAGAAGGGAAGCACUGGAACAGCAACGGAGAGAGGAGGAACGUUAUCGGGAAUUAGAGGAGCUUCAAAGACAAAAGGAAGAGGCCAUGAAAAGGAAGAAGCAACAGGAGGAGGAAGAGCGUUUAAAUCAGAUGAAAUUAUUGGGAAAGAACAAAUUGCGACCAAAGCUAUCCUUUGGGCUUGGCUCAAAAUGAUUGAUUGGAAAAGUUAGUCUAAGUUAUAAUAUUUGUGCUGAACAUUUGUAAUUUGAGGAUAUUCGUACUAUAUUGUCAUUGCAGUUUUGAAGUUGAAACCUUUUCGCUUGCUUCCGAACUGGAAGGCUGUAAACGCGACACAGCUCAACUAGAGUUAAGCUAUGAACUAGUUAACAUAAAAGGUCCAAGCCCAAGCCCAUCUAAACUGGGCUCCCGUAGCCGACUAGCACAUUAACGUGCCAAAAUUUCAGUUUUAUAAUUAAAAUAUGUAAGUAGCUGUGAAGAGAGAAAGAUUCAAAUUUCAUUUCAUAAAGAAGGUAGAAAUAGAUCGGAAAAUAAUAAAUAAAUAAAAAAAAAGAGAAAGAUUCAUUA